AUCCGCUUUGCCAUCUUAAACCUUCCAAGUGACUGUCCUUUUCCUUCUGUCUUUCCCCAGCCGCGGGCCGGACCGGGCAGAGCUGGGCAGCCCAGGCGCGGUCGUGACCAUGGCGUCCCUCUUCAAGAAGAAAACCGUGGAUGAUGUAAUAAAGGAGCAGAAUCGAGAGUUACGAGGUACACAGAGGGCUGUAAUCAGAGAUCGAGCAGCUUUAGAGAAACAAGAAAAACAGCUGGAAUUAGAAAUUAAGAAAAUGGCCAAGAUUGGUAAUAAAGAAGCUUGCAGGGUUUUAGCAAAACAGCUUGUACAUCUAUGGAAACAGAAAACAAGAACUUUUGCUGUAAGUUCAAAAGUCACUUCUAUGUCCACGCAAACAAAAGUGAUGAAUUCCCAGAUGAAGAUGGCCGGAGCGAUGUCUACUACAGCAAAAACAAUGCAGGCAGUUAACAAGAAGAUGGAUCCACAAAAGACAUUACAAACAAUGCAGAAUUUCCAGAAGGAAAAUAUGAAAAUGGAAAUGACUGAAGAAAUGAUCAAUGACACACUUGAUGACAUCUUUGAUGGCUCUGAUGAUGAAGAAGAAAGCCAGGAUAUUGUGAAUCAAGUUCUUGAUGAAAUUGGAAUCGAAAUCUCUGGAAAGAUGGCCAAAGCUCCAUCAGCUGCCCGAAGUUUACCAUCUGCCUCUACUUCAAAGGCUACAAUCUCCGAUGAAGAGAUUGAAAGGCAACUCAAAGCUUUAGGAGUAGAUUAGCCAAAAACGUCAUAAGAUUUUUUGCUUAAUUAUAAUUACUUAGUAUAAACCAGGCACAGUGCAGAUUCCUUUUACAAAACAAAUUUAUUUUGCAAAAAUAAAGACCAUGAGUGAACAGUUGUUUCCUAACCCAUGGCUAUUUCAAAAGAGUCUUUUGCCAAAGAAU
Messenger RNA from Choloepus didactylus (southern two-toed sloth), 917 nucleotides. Its product is annotated as charged multivesicular body protein 2b-like. Gene Ontology annotation, biological process: endosome transport via multivesicular body sorting pathway; late endosome to vacuole transport; protein transport. Gene Ontology annotation, cellular component: ESCRT III complex; multivesicular body. Lineage: Eukaryota; Metazoa; Chordata; Mammalia; Pilosa; Megalonychidae. The record is from RefSeq and is a predicted model, not a curated record. The coding region runs from base 110 to 751 and encodes 213 amino acids. The transcript has a single exon.